UCGACCGGCGCGGCUGCGCGAGCAUGCUGAAGCCGUGAGCGUUUCCCUGCAGGCUGGAUGUUCGUGGGCAAUCUGCGGGGACUUGCAUGGUGGACGCGGCAUCUCCGCUCCUUCUGCACCCACCCGCAGCUCCCACUCGCUGCCUGGCUCCGGCCGCUCAGCAUGUCCCUCAUGAGCGCGGGCGGCAGGAGGGAGAAACCCCCCAAGGAUACCCUGCGCCACAUCAAGUCCCGGGAGAAGAGGAAACAUGGGGACAUGCAUGGACCUUCCACCGUCUACCUGCAAGUUGUUGGGACAGGGAGUAGAGAAAAUGGCGCUUCGCUCUAUGUUUUCUCCGAAUAUAACAGAUAUCUCUUCAACUGUGGCGAAGGGACGCAGAGGCUGAUGCAAGAACACAAGCUUAAAAUUUCCCGUCUUGACAACGUUUUUGUGACCAGGAUGAGUUGGAGCAAUGUUGGAGGAUUAUCUGGUAUGAUUCUAACGUUGAAGGACACCGGUGUUCCCAAAUGUGUGUUUUCUGGACCACCGCAAAUUGAAAAAUACUUAUCUGCGAUAAGGACAUUCUCUGGCCCGUUACAAGGAAUAGAUUUAGCUGUACGGCCUUACACAGAGCCCCAAUACAUUGAUGAUACUAUGACUGUGCAUCAGGUGCCCAUAUUUGCCAAAUUGGACUCCCAAGCUAGUCCAGGUGGGUCCCCUGACCGAUCUAAUUUACCAAAAUCUGCAGAGAGGCAACAAAAAGAAUCUGAAGAUCAUCUAGAGGAAAAGCAAAAUGAAAAGCCAGAAAGAAGACCAAAAACGUCAACUAGAGAUCCUUCACUGGUAGUGGCUUUUGUUUGCAAGCUUCAUCCUAAAAAAGGCAACUUCCUUGUUAUGAAGGCAAAGGAGCUUGGUCUACCAGUGGGCACCUCAGCCAUUGGUCCAAUUGUUGCUGCCUUGAAAGCAGGAAGCAGCGUAGUGUUUGAAGGGAAGGAGAUCCGGCCUGAAGAGGUUUGCACGCCUGCUGAUCCGGGACCCACUUUCCUUGUGCUGGAAUGUCCCACUAAGGAGUUUAUUCAUCCUAUGUGUGAGAAUGAACAGCUCCAAAAGUAUCAGGUUGGAGGAAGUGAAGGCCCCACAGCGUUAGUUGUCCAUAUGGUGCCUGAGUCGGUUUUGGCGGAUGAUGUUUAUAAAUCGUGGAUGGCAAGGUUUGGGCCCACCACAGAGCAUCUAAUCCUCAAUGAAAAUAAUCAAACAAUCCACAAUUUGCGCAGCCAUAAGAUCCAGACGCAGCUAAACCUUAUUCAUUCAGAGAUCUUCCCCCUACUGAAAACCUUUCAGACCAAGGUUGAGUCUUCCACUCUCUCUGUGCCUGCUGUUCGAGGUCACUGCCUGCUGAAGUAUCAACUAAAACCCAAAUUUGAAUGGCAAAGGGAUGCUGUAGUUGAUGCUGAUACAGAAGAAUUUAUUAAAGAAGCGAUGGAAAUCCCAGGCUUCAGAGAGGAAGUUGAAGAAUGUAAACAAGUGUUGGCUGCAAACCCUGCUCUCCCAUCAGGGCAUAUGGAGAAAUACCCAGAAGUAGUCUUUCUUGGAACUGGUUCUGCGAUCCCGAUGAAGAUUCGAAACGUUAGCUCCAUCAUUCUAAAUGUAGACUCUACACGAUCUAUAUUGUUGGACUGUGGUGAAGGUACCUUUGGACAACUCUGUCGCCAUUACGGUAAUGAUGUGGACAGGAUCCUCUGUAAUCUCUCAAUCAUCUUUGUGUCCCACAUGCAUGCUGAUCAUCACACAGGCUUAAUAAAUAUAUUGUUGGAACGGGAAAGGGCUCUGGCUGCUCUGGGUGAGGUGUUUAGCCCAGUUAUACUUGUGGGCCCGUCACAGAUCAUGAACUGGUUGAAACAGUACCAUGAUCAUUGCCAGGAGAUCCUACACCAUAUCAAACUUAUCCCUGCAUGGCAUCUUGUGGAAAGUGCUGAAGGUAACAAGUUCAACACACAAGACUUGAUAAGUUCUUUGUUAAAGAACCUUGAAUUGGAAAAGUUUCAGACCUGUGUUGUACGUCACUGCAGAAAUGCUUUUGCCUGCAUUCUACAGCACAAGUUAGGCUGGAAAAUUGUGUACUCGGGAGAUACCAUGCCAUGUCCAAGCCUUAUUCAGACAGGGCAACAUGCAAAUCUGCUGAUUCAUGAGGCCACACUGGAGGAUGGACUUGAAGAAGAAGCUGUUGAGAAAACACAUAGCACAACUUCUCAAGCCAUUGAUGUGGGUAUGAAGAUGAAUGCAGAAUUUAUAAUGUUAAAUCACUUCAGCCAGAGAUAUGCCAAGAUCCCCCUGUUCAGUCCUGACUUCAAUGAUAAAGUUGGAAUAGCUUUCGACCAUAUGAGGGUUCGGUUUGCUGAUUUUAAGGUAGUGCCAAAACUCAUUCCAUCCCUGAAAACCCUUUUUGCGGAUGAGAUUGAAGAGAUGGAGGAGCGCCGUGAGAAGCGCGAGCUUCGACAGUUGAAGGAAAUCCAGAGCUCCUCGACUACUAAUGGACCUGUCGGUGAUGGAGCUAACAAAAUGAAACGGGAGCUCAAAGUACCUGAUCAAGAUUUGGGUCACAAAAGGAGCAAGUUGACUUGAGAUGCUGCUGUUGACGUUGUCCUAAAGCCCUGCUUUAUAACCUGGAGUAAUUAUUGUGAGGGGAAAGGCAAUCCUCUCUGACAAAAUAUUGAAUUGGUUUUGUUGUAUAAAUGAGAUUAUUGUACAGGCUGAAAAUGUGCAGUUUGAAUUAAAUCAGAUUAUAUUUGUUUUAUAUUUCGUUUUUUUUUAUAAUUUUAUCAUGUGUUUCAUCUAUGCACUGGAUGUUAUUUAUUCAGCAGACUUUAUUCCUUAUCUCUCUCUCUCUCUUCCUUUUGGAUGGAAUCGUCCUGACUUUUAAAUAAAGACAUAGGAAACAAGUCAGAGUCAUAGAACACUACAGCACAGAAUCUGACCCUUCAGCCCAUCUAGUCUAUGCCAAGCUAUUAAUCUGCCUAGUUCUAACCACCUGGACCUGGACCACAGCCCUCCAUACCCCUCCCAUCCAGGUAUCUAUCCCAAUCUUUCUUCAAUUUCAACAUCCACCAUUUCUGCUGACAGCUUGCUCCCUAUUCUCACUAUCUCAUGUUUCACCUUCCACCCUUAGCCCAUGAUCUCCCACUCUAGUCUCCCCCAACCUCAGUAGAAAAAGCCGGCUUGCAUUAACCCAAUCUCUAUACCCCUUGUAAUUUUGUGUACUUCUAUCAAACCUUCUCAUUCUCCAAAACUCGAGGGAAUGGUCUUAACCUUUCUGUAUAAUUCUAUGGCUCUCAGGUCCUGGCAACAUCCUUGUAAAUUUUUCUGCACUCUUCAAUCUUACUGAUAUCUUUCCUUUGGGUAAGUGACCAAAACUGCACACAAUGCUCCAAAAUAAGCCUCGCUAACAUAAACUUCAACGAACAUCCCUACUUCUGUACUCAAUACUUUUAUUUUUGAAGGCCAAUGUGCCAAAAGCUUUCUUUACGACCCUUUCUAUCUGUGACACCACUUUCGGGAAUUACAGGUUAGUAUUCACAGAUCUCUGUUCGACCACACUUUUUUAAAAAAAAGUUCUUUCUUUAGUUCUACUUGAGGACAAAUAAUCAUUUUUUUAAAAAAUGGGUUAUGUUGUGAUUACAAAUCACAUACCAGGCCACAGUUUGAAGUUUUCUCUUUAUUUGUAGUGGGGUAUCUUUCAUUUUUAAUUGCUUUUCAGGUUUCACCUCACUGGAUUAGAUGGUGCUGCUCCAUCUAUUGUUCAGCCGAAACACUCUGGCACUGCUCUGUUGACCUAUUAGCUGUAAUACAGCACAGAAUUACUUAGCCACCUUUCCAUUUAGAAAUUCCUCUGCCACAUUCAAUAAUAAUUCCAGCUGAGAUUGGGAACUCAGAUGGAGCAAGAAAUACACAGAGAAAAUCCCAAACCUUGCUUCAUAAUCCGGAUGCUGUGCAGCAAAUUCAAUGUUGAAAAGUGAUUGUUCACAUCUGAGUGGAUGAAUAAAGUCUUCAUUGUAAGAACAUUUGCUGAUACCAUAACCUUUUACUCAUUAUUCAUUGUACUGAAUACCUAAUAUAUUUUGAAUGUAAAAAUCAAUCAUUAGAAUAAACUUACUGGAGAUUUUGAAGCUGU
Hypanus sabinus (Atlantic stingray) is the source of this 4147-nucleotide messenger RNA. RefSeq names its product elaC ribonuclease Z 2 (gene elac2). The transcript has 24 exons. Gene Ontology annotation, molecular function: 3'-tRNA processing endoribonuclease activity. Bases 58 to 2601 code for a protein of 847 amino acids. The record is from RefSeq and is a predicted model, not a curated record. Lineage: Eukaryota; Metazoa; Chordata; Chondrichthyes; Myliobatiformes; Dasyatidae. Gene Ontology annotation, cellular component: mitochondrion. Gene Ontology annotation, biological process: mitochondrial tRNA 3'-end processing.